Messenger RNA from Schistosoma intercalatum, 523 nucleotides. Lineage: Eukaryota; Metazoa; Platyhelminthes; Trematoda; Strigeidida; Schistosomatidae. The record is from the annotation of a GenBank genome assembly.
CUUUUACUGCGCAAUGUCUAGUGAGAGCGCGGAAAUGGAUACAAAGGAACUUAGGAAGUUAAUUGAAGAUAAGGCAAACGAUGCAAUAGAAAGAAUACAAACAUGUCGCGAUACAUAUCGAAGAGAGAUGGCUGAGUGUAAGCAGUUUGUGAUCGAUAAAGUAUCUACGUUUUUUGCUGAUUUAGAAGCACAAAGUCAAAAACAAGAAAUCAUGGAUGACGAAAUAAUUCAGAGGCUUAUAGUAGAACUCAUGGAACAACUCGAAAACAUAGAUACACUUUUGAGUGAAAUUCAUAUGUGUAGAGAUACACUUUCAAAACUAAACGAGAUGUUAACUGGAAAAGAUGAUUUUAACUGAAUUACACUGUUGUAAAUCUCUACAUGUGUUUUUUUGCAAGGCGGAGUGUGAGACGUUUAUAUAUCUCGAAACUUAACCUGAACUGAAGAGUUCAGUCAACUUUUGUUAAAUACUUCAUUUUCCCUGGAAAGUUUGCGUAAUUCUAAUAAAAUGUUUAUUCCGGAA